CGCCAAGCUAGCACGGAUUCAUCAGAUGGCAAGAAAGGUGUGCACACGUCAGCCAAGCAACUCGCCACACCAGGAGCAACCCCACCGCCGACUGCUCCGAAAAAGGCUCCAGUUCAAGCAACGGGUGCAAAAUCGAAGGGUAAGAUUGUGGCCGUAAUCGGUGCCGUUGUGGACGUACAGUUUGACGAUAAUCUUCCGCCGAUUCUCAACGGUCUCGAGGUGACUGGUCGAUCACCGAGACUGAUUCUUGAAGUGGCGCAACAUCUCGGUGACAAUGUCGUGCGAACAAUUGCUAUGGACGGUACAGAAGGUUUGGUUCGUGGUCACGAAGUGGUCGACACGGGUAACCCGAUCAAGAUUCCGGUCGGUCCGGAAACCUUGGGACGUAUCAUGAACGUUAUUGGUGAGCCAAUCGAUGAACGAGGUCCAAUCCCGUCCAAAGUCUACGCUCCAAUUCACGCCGAAGCACCAGCAUUCGUCGACAUGAGCGUCGAGCAAGAGAUUCUUGUGACUGGUAUUAAAGUGGUCGACUUGUUGGCACCAUACGCUAAGGGUGGUAAAAUCGGAUUGUUCGGAGGUGCUGGUGUGGGUAAAACUGUAUUGAUUAUGGAACUGAUCAACAACGUUGCUAAGGCACACGGUGGUUAUUCGGUGUUUGCUGGUGUUGGAGAACGAACGCGUGAGGGUAACGACUUGUAUCACGAGAUGAUUGAGGGUGGUGUUAUCGAUCUCAAAGGAAAUAACUCGAAGGUAUCGUUGGUGUACGGUCAGAUGAACGAACCACCAGGUGCACGAGCUCGUGUCUGUUUGACUGGAUUGACCGUGGCCGAGUAUUUCCGUGAUCAGGAAGGUCAAGACGUGUUGUUGUUCAUCGACAACAUCUUCCGUUUCACGCAAGCCGGCUCUGAGGUGUCCGCGCUGUUGGGUCGUAUCCCGUCAGCUGUAGGUUAUCAGCCAACGCUGGCAACUGAUAUGGGUACUAUGCAGGAACGUAUUACAACAACCAAAAAAGGCUCAAUCACAUCCGUACAGGCCAUCUACGUACCAGCAGAUGACUUGACCGAUCCUGCACCAGCCACAACAUUCGCUCACUUGGACGCCACCACAGUGUUAUCUCGUGGUAUUGCCGAGUUGGCUAUCUACCCAGCUGUCGAUCCGUUGGAUUCAACCUCGCGUAUUAUGGACCCGAAUAUUGUUGGCCAGAAGCAUUAUGAUAUUGCUCGUGGUGUACAGAAGAUUCUUCAGGAUUACAAGUCAUUGCAAGAUAUUAUCGCCAUUUUGGGUAUGGAUGAAUUGUCUGAGGAGGAUAAGUUGACCGUAUCACGAGCUCGUAAGAUUCAACGUUUCUUGUCACAGCCAUUCCAAGUCGCUGAAGUUUUCACUGGUCACAAAGGCAAAUUCGUUACCCUCGAAGAGACGAUCCGAGGAUUCGAAGCAGUUCUUAAGGGCGAGAUGGAUCAUUUACCGGAAGUUGCAUUCUACAUGCAAGGUGGUAUUGACGAUGUUAUAAAGAGGGCUGAAGAAUUGGCGAAACAGCAUUCUUAG
Messenger RNA from Anisakis simplex (herring worm), 1545 nucleotides. The record is from the annotation of a GenBank genome assembly. NCBI's taxonomy places the organism in Eukaryota, Metazoa, Nematoda, Chromadorea, Rhabditida, Anisakidae.